AUGUCUUUUGAGACAGUCAUGCCUCCUUUCAACUCGAGCGACCCAUCCGCCAACUUCCUAAGCUCAUCCUGCUUAGACUUCCUCCUUAUUGAGCUCGUCCCGCUCGCAUACCGCGUCACUCACGAGCGAGACACGACUCUCUCGGACCCGAGCAGCACACCCGCAGAUGUCGCAUCAACGAGCCAUGCCGUGAGCUCCAAUGCCGCCGGCGUAGUCGCUGGCGCCGCCACGAGGAAGGACCAGGAGGAGGAUCUAGAUGCAGUGCAUCAUCGUCUGGAGAUGCUAGGCUAUAGAGUCGGCCAGGGGCUGGUGGAGAGGUUCUCAAGAGAUCGACCCCGGUUCAACGAUACCCUUGACGUUAUCAAGUUCCUCUGCAAAGACCUGUGGACGCUGGUGUUUGGCAAGAACAUUGACAACCUAAAGACGAAUCACAGGGGCGUCUACGUCUUGACAGAUAACGUCUUCCGGCCCUUCUCCCGCAUGAGCACAGAAGCAGGCGGCCAAGCCAUAGUCCGCGCUCAACCGUUCUUAUGGUUCCCCUGCGGCAUCGUUCGAGGCGCCUUGGCGGCCCUGGGCAUCAACACCACGGUCCAAGCCGAGAUCAACGAGUUACCGGGAGCCGUGUUUCAAAUCAAGACUAUUCCCAAUAAGCCCUAG
Messenger RNA from Fusarium falciforme, 657 nucleotides. RefSeq lists its product as hypothetical. Gene Ontology annotation, cellular component: trans-Golgi network; TRAPP complex; cis-Golgi network. The coding region runs from base 1 to 657 and encodes 218 amino acids. Lineage: Eukaryota; Fungi; Ascomycota; Sordariomycetes; Hypocreales; Nectriaceae. The record is from RefSeq and is a predicted model, not a curated record. Gene Ontology annotation, biological process: regulation of GTPase activity; endoplasmic reticulum to Golgi vesicle-mediated transport. The transcript has 4 exons.